AUGAGUGAAGAACGGGUGGAAAAUUUGUUUUCCUUGGACGAUGCGUCGUGGCAAGACGCACUUAAUGAAGCGAUCGAGGCGUUGGGCGAGGACAUCGAUCUUUCCGAAGAUGAAGUCUUCGGAUUGAUCGGUUUACCGGUGCAAGAAGCAGCGGUGGACGAAGUCGUCGUCGAGCAGCCGCGAACACCUUCGCCGAGGAGGAGGAACGACGACGACGACAUCCACGAAGCGGCAACCAUUCGGAUGCCGCUGACACCUCCACCUUCAAUAUUCACGCAUCGGACAGCGCCACUCCAAUUACCGCCACCGUCUCCAUGCUCCCGAUCAUCUUCAACGGUGAAUGUGUCUGAUGACGACGACGACGACGUGGAGAUGGUCUGCGAGGUGAUUGUCUCGCGUCGACCACCACCACCACCACCAUCACGACGCGUGACAUGCGUCGACCUGGUGACGCCUCGAGGAGCACCCGUGAUGAUGAUCGACAUCACAACGCCACAACAGCCGCUCUUGGUGAACUUAGUUUCACCACCAGCGAUACAAGAGACGUCCUGCCGCCAACGAGAACAGGUCGGCGAUCACAACAACACCAUGCCAGUAUGCGGGGGCUGGGAGUGCGCACACUGCGUCGCUGGUCGCUGCAGUCGGCAGCCGCAGUGGGUGGAAUCACCACCGCAGCGCGGCAGCAGGCGGCACGUCGAUCGGAACGGGCCGGUCAGACAGGUGGUGCGAAGAUUAUUCGCAUCACGGUCGAGCAGUCCCGAAGAUUCCCCCGCUGUGCGCCAGCCUUCUCGGUCGCCGUCGCCAGCUCCGUUGAGUAGGCAGCUUUCUAGAUCGCCCGCGGAAUUAUCCACAACGGCGCUCAUGCAGAUUUUGGAAAUGUUUAAUUUACCUAAAAUAUUUUCUAAUAUUAAUGUUCUCAAAGGUAGUGAAAUCAUUUGUUCGCCAUACAAACACUCCACAAAGUUUAUAGGGCAUAGACUUAUUGCUGUUUUAACUAAUGCUUUAUCAUAA
Molecule: messenger RNA, 1011 nt
Organism: Phymastichus coffea
Lineage: Eukaryota; Metazoa; Arthropoda; Insecta; Hymenoptera; Eulophidae
Exons: 5
Coding region: 1-1011 (336 amino acids)
Source: RefSeq, a predicted model, not a curated record